AUGGCGGCUGAAGUCGACCAAGCAUCGCAGAGGGUCGCCUCUGAGGAGAAACAUGGCAUGGAAGAAGGAGGAAAACAUGAGAAGAAUGACGCCGACAGGGGCGAAGGGAGUAUCACGACGGCUGAAGAAACCACCAUCGCCAAGACGACGACGCCCAUGCGCAACAAGGCCCAGACCUCGAUGCUCAUGUUCGCACUCUGCAUCGCCGUGUUCCUCGCGGCUCUCGACGCCGUGAUCAUCACGACCGCGCUGCCGACCAUCGCCCGAGAAGUCGGGGCAUCGGACUCGGGGUUCGCGUGGAUCGGCGCGGCGUAUCUCCUCGCCAACGCCGCCUCGGUGCCGUUCUGGGGCAAGGUCAGCGACAUUUUCGGACGGAAGCCGAUUCUCAUCAUCGCCAACGUCACCUUCAUGGUCGGGAGCCUGGUGGGCGCGCUCGCGGGGUCUCUUACGAUGCUCGUGGCAGGAAGAGCCGUGCAGGGGCUGGGCGGAGGCGGGUUGACGGCGCUGGUGAACAUCAUCAUCGGUGACCUCUUCAGCCCAAGAGAGCGCGGCGCGUACUUUGGCGUUAUCGGCGCCGUAUGGGGGCUGGCGAGCGGCAUCGGCCCGCUUGUUGGGGGCGGGUUGACGGAGAACAUCUCGUGGAGGUGGUGUUUCUGGAUUAACCUGCCCCUCUCUGGCGUUUCCCUGCUCAUCCUCGUCUUCAUACUCAAGAUUCACACUCCCAAGACGCCGCUUGUCAAGGGUCUCAUGGCGAUCGACUGGCUUGGUUCCGUCACGUUCACGGGAGCGACAUUGAUGUUGCUUCUCGGGCUGCAGCUCGGUGGGCUAGAGUAUGCCUGGAAUAGCCCUGCCAUAAUCUGUCUUAUUCUCUUCGGCUGUCUCGGGUUCGGGGUCUUCGUGCUCGUCGAGAGGUUCCUGGCGAAGUACCCCCUGAUGCCCCGGUCUCUCUUCAGCGAGGUCUCGGUGGUGUUCUGCUACGUCGCCUGCUUCUGUCACGGCCUCGGCUUCGCGGCCAUCGCCUUCUUCCUCCCGCUAUAUUUCCAAACAGUUCUCGGGGCGGGGCCGAUCCAGUCUGGGGUUUGGCUGCUCGCCACGGCCCUCCCGCUGGCGUUCUGCACCAUUGCAGCCGGCGUCACGAUCAAGAAGACGGGGCGGUACAACGAGAUCAUUCGCGCGGCGAUGGCUCUGACGACGCUGGCGUUUGGGCUGUUCAUCACUUUACCGGCGUAUCGGAACUGGCCGAAGCUCAUCCUCUUCCAGAUUGUCGCCGCGCUGGGCAUAUCGCCGAACCUGCAGGCGUUGAUUAUCGCUCUGCAAGCGCUGGUCAGACAGCAGGACGUGGCCGUCGGAACGGCAAUGUUUGCGUUUGUCAGGCACAUUGCGCUCGGCAUCGGCGUUGUCGUUGGUCAGGUCAUCUUCCAGAGCGUAAUGAGACAACACUCGGCGACGUUGGUUGGCGCUGGCAUCCCAGAAGAUGUAGCUGGAAAGUUCACGAGUGGAUCAGCAAUUGCGGCUCAUGGCUUGCUUGAGAGGCUUUCAAGGAUACAGCAGACUACUGUGAGGGCGGCUGUAACGGAUAGUAUAAAUAAACUGUGGAUUUUCUUUUGUGUUGCGUCGGGAAUCGGGUUUGUCUCGACGUUCUUCAUUCGGCAAAUUGAGUUGACUCAGAAUCACAUUGAGACGAAGACUGGAUUGGAUGCCGAGGAAGCCAAGACUUCUGAUAAAGGGCGGGAGAAGUUGGUCGGAGAGGAUGUUUGA
This is a messenger RNA of Colletotrichum truncatum, 1758 nucleotides long. RefSeq names its product MFS drug. Gene Ontology annotation, biological process: transmembrane transport. Gene Ontology annotation, molecular function: transmembrane transporter activity. NCBI's taxonomy places the organism in Eukaryota, Fungi, Ascomycota, Sordariomycetes, Glomerellales, Glomerellaceae. Gene Ontology annotation, cellular component: plasma membrane. The record is from RefSeq and is a predicted model, not a curated record.